AGUCCUAUGAGCAGCUGAAACGACUAAUAGAACUACGGGUUUGGUUAGAAAAAUUUAUUACGGUACGCGCGAUGAGAUGUUUCGGGUGACAAUGUGCUUUUUUUCCGGAGCAAAAAUAUGGAAGCGACGAGCUCGACACCAUGUUCACCAGGAAGUGCUGACUCUACAUUUACUAGCGUCAAACACGAAUCUAAAUCAAAUCCGGAUAGCCCGGUGGAGGCUUCCAGCCCUCUCUCUAUUGGUGGUAAUGAGCUUGUGCCACCAGCCGAUUGGUAAAAUGGACGUUUUCAAAAUAGAUCAAUCGCUGAGUGGUAACCUGGGUCGCGCUCCCUCUCCCGAAAAGAUAAACUCUCCGCAAAUUACUUUCGAAGCCGGUUCCGAGUUCAAUUUAUGUUUUUUUGACACUCCUGAAGAUACGCAGGGAUUUAGUGACCCUAGUUCAGUGGGUUCAACGACUGAAGGUUCUCCCCCGCCCCAACAAUUAACAUCUUUACAUAUACCUCUUAAAGUUACGCCAGUGCAAAGUCCGGUGCUGAUCACUUCCCCAGGAGGAACCACAUCUACUAUAGCAAUCAAACAAGAACAUUACGUCGCUGCCGAUUCUAACAGUUCCUCUACCACCAAAUCUUUCGUUCCUUGUAAAGUAUGUGGAGACAAAGCAUCUGGUUACCAUUACGGAGUAACCUCUUGUGAAGGAUGUAAGGGAUUCUUCAGAAGAAGUAUUCAGAAGCAAAUAGAAUAUCGAUGCCUCCGAGACGGCAAGUGCCUAGUAAUACGUUUAAACAGAAAUAGAUGCCAGUAUUGCCGAUUCAAAAAAUGUUUAUCCGUUGGGAUGUCUAGAGACUCUGUUCGAUACGGUAGGGUGCCAAAGCGGUCGAGGGAAAGAAGUACUGAGGAACCUUCAAGAGUAACGACCUCAGACAUUGAUCAACCUGAUGCAGAAACUAAGCAACUAGCUAUAUAUGAUAUCAUCCUUAGUGUAUCACAAGCACAUCAUGCGAAUUGCGGAUAUACGGAAGAACAAACGCGCAAUCUAUCGAGAAAACCAAUUAUUCUUCCUCCCGCGAGCCCAGAGUCGGAUACAGAGGUAGCUUCAUCAACAGCAGAAUCAUUAGAAAUGGAGAGAUGUUGGUUGUGGCAACAAUUUGCCUCAAAUAUUACGCCGAGCGUUCAAAGGGUGGUAGAGUUCGCGAAACGAGUUCCCGGAUUUUGUGCUUUAGGCCAAGACGAUCAAUUGAUACUCAUAAAAAUAGGAUUCUUUGAAAUUUGGUUGAGCCACGUUGCAAGGCUAACUUCGAAUACUUCGAUGAUGUUCGACGAUGGGACGACGGUUAGUCGUCAACAAUUAGAAACUAUGUAUGAUAGCGAUUUUACCACAUCCCUAAUCCAUUUCGCUACCAGCUUCAACGCUCUUGCCCUUAACGACACAGAGGUUGGGUUGUUUUCUGCCGUGGUUUUAUUAACGGCGGAUCGACCUGGUGUAACCGAUGUAAAAACGAUCGAACAUCAUCAAGAUAAGUUGAUAGAAGCUUUGAAAGUACAGGUGGGACGUAACCACGCAAGCGAACCACAAAUUUUUUCAAAUUUAUUGAUAAAACUCCCGGAAUUAAGGAAUUUGGGGGCCAAGCAUACUACUCACCUGGACUGGUUCCGAUUGAACUGGACCAAACUCACACUACCUCCCUUAUUUGCAGAAAUUUUUGACAUUCCUAAAACAGAAGACGAUCUCCAGUGAUGCCACAAGUUAUGAAACAAAAUGACGUAUGAUUCCGGAAUUAAUCGACAUAACUUAAUGUAUACGCCGUGAAUCUUGCUGUUUUAUGCCUCGACUUGCUCAAAAUGUGCUACAAGGCUGAAUAUUGACGUAUGGAAGUUAAAUUUUUGUAAUUGUCUUUAAUAAGAUCAUAUAAUUAUUUUAAAAGGAAGCAUAUCAUUUGGAAAACUUAGAAAAAAUAUUCAAAUUAAAAAAAAUUAUAUGACUUUAGUAUAAAGAGAGUUAUCAACUAUUAUCGACAGGGUCAAGCUUUUCGUUUCACUUAGUGAUUAGAUUUAUAUAGUUUUUAAUUGAGAUUUUUUAAGAUGUUAUACAUAUCAUUAUGAAUGAUAUAUGUAUUUAAACGUAUCUAUGUACAUAGUAUUCUGUUUUAAUUUUAUAAAUUUUGGUGUGGAGGACUAUCGGUAAUGUAUAACUAAUUUAUAGUUUAAUCACUUUAGAUUCAUAAAAAAUACAAUAAUUGAAACAUAAACAAAUUAGGAAUGAAAUAAUAAUAAUAAAUAUUAAUAAAUAAAAUGUUAAUAGGUUAUAUGAGAAACUUUCUCAAUAAUAAUAUACAUCCAUUAUUUAAUUGAACAGAUAAUGAGGUUGAACAUAUCAAUUAUUUAUUUCUCUUUUGUUACCAACACUUAUAAAAAAAACUGAUAUUUUAAUAAAAACGGUUCAUUUAUCAACUUUUUAAUUUAUUAUUCUCUAAAUAAGUAUGAAAAGAAUUUUAUGUCAGUCUGCCGUUAUUACAAAUUUAAGCGAUAGAUAUCAAAAAAAGUCAGAGAGGUUGCAACUUGUUAUUAUUGCCUAACUUCUUAAGAAAAAAAGUAUCUUAAAUUUUGGGAAAACAAUUGGAUUAAGAAUACAAAAAAAAUAAUUUCACAAUCUAUUCGAAAAAUUAGUACUAGAGGAUAAGGAUUAUUACCAGAAUAAAACUUGAAACCAAAGAAAUAGUAUAUUCGAACAAAGUAUACAAACAACAGAGAGUUUCUACAUUCAUGCAACAAAAUUCAGUAGGUGAUUGCUUGGUGAAAUUAACCUACAACAAAAUUGAGUUUCUAUUUUUUUUUCUAAGGUUUCAGUUAUACUAAAAACUUUUAAUUCUGUAAUUUUCGUGCACUCGUAAAAGACUAACUACGGAUAUUUUUUCAAUAUUCCUGUUACAUUAUACUGGGGUGGAAUUAGUAACUAUUACUUGUAAGCAUCAGUUGUAUUAUUGUUAAAUUUUUUUCCAAAUCCAACAGCUGGAAAGGAAAAAAGCAACAUUAUAAUUUAUAAUUUUUUCAAUAGAUUUUUUAUCAAGACCGCAACAUGUUAAAUUUUUUUCUGUCUUAUAUAUAUUAUAAUUAUAGCAGAAAUUCAUUUCAAAUUAGAAGAGAUCUAAAAUCAAGAACAUUUAGAAACAAACAUAUUAAAAGGUCUAAGAAAUAAGAAAUACAUGAAAGAAACGGGGUGAGGCAUUGUGAAUUAGCCCCUAAAAUAUAUAGUUUACCAAAGCUGCACAAGCCUACCCCAUUAUCUAAUUAUUUGAAAAAUAUUUACUCCAAAACAAAAUAUUUUAUAUCAGCACAAUAGUAUAUCAAAAACACAUGGUGUUUCAAAGAAAAAAUUAAAAGUAUGAAAAAUCAUAACGAAUAUAUAUUUAUUUAGUUGGAUGUAGUUCCUUUAUAUACAAAUAUUCCUAUUUCCAUUGUGAGAAAUUAAAGAAUAUAUAGAAAUACCUCGAAACAAAUUUAUUAAAGCUAUAAAACCAUUACAACAACAUAUUACAAGUGUUAUAGCUCAAUUAGUAAUAGAAGAUCUCGAGGAAACUGUCCUAAGCAAACUUGAUAUAAACAUUCCAUUCUUUUUCUGAUAUGUAUAUGCGUUACUGCCGUACCAAAGAAUUUAAAUUGGAAACAUGAAUAAAAAAUCCAAUUCUAAUCAUAUAAAACUUCAAUCAACAAUCGAAAUCGCACAAAAAUAUUGAAAUCAAAUUUCUUGAUGCCACAUUAAAUAAAAUUAACAAUAACAAGAACAGAAUGGUAUACGAAACCAAUUUGAUUCUCAAGAUAUUUGAACUUCACUUCAUUUCUUCCUAUGUCACAAAAAAAUAAGUGAUAGUAAGUUUUGCUGUUAUCCUACUGCUAUCCAACUAUCAGAUCCUGAAUUUAGAUGCUUAGCUAUUCAAAAAACAGAAACAGCAUUAAAAGAAAAUAAUUAUCCGAAAAAAAUGAUGAACAACAUAUUCAAAUAAAAGAAUAAACAGAUAUUACAAUCAAUUAAAAAGUAAAACAGAAAAGAAAACAUCGGAACAAAACACUUCUCCUUACCAUAUGUACAAGGAUUUUCCCAACAAUUUUCAAAUUAUUUCAAUAAAUAAUAUUUUAUUAUUUAUUAAUAAUUUAUUAGUAUAAGUCAUGAAAAACAUAAUACAUUAUCCAAAUAUUUCACUUACUUAAAAUCUAAAACACCAAAAAACAAAAGAAAUAUUAUAUACCAAGUGCCUUGUACUAAUUGUGACGCUGUCUACA
Diorhabda sublineata is the source of this 4275-nucleotide messenger RNA. RefSeq names its product ecdysone-induced protein 78C (gene Eip78C). The transcript has 9 exons. Gene Ontology annotation, molecular function: sequence-specific DNA binding; zinc ion binding; nuclear receptor activity. Gene Ontology annotation, biological process: regulation of DNA-templated transcription. Lineage: Eukaryota; Metazoa; Arthropoda; Insecta; Coleoptera; Chrysomelidae. Bases 77 to 1735 code for a protein of 552 amino acids. The record is from RefSeq and is a predicted model, not a curated record.